CUCCCACACCGAGGCUCCCUUUCCUUGCUUCCCCUAGAAGCCACCGCCCCACCGCUGCUAAACCCAACCGUCUGCCCGCACGCUUCCAGAGCCUACUCGAGCUCUGUCCCGCCAUGGAGAAUGGGAGGAUCCCUAGCGGCGCCGGAGGAGGAGGAGGCGGCGCGAGCGCGAGCGACCUCCAGAGAGCAGCGGCGACUCGCGCCCUCACCGACGCCGCCGCCCGCCUCGGCCUCCAGGCCACCGUCACCGACGUGGGUAGCACCGGCUGGCAGUGGCCGCCGCAGGAGCAGUUCCUCUUCGCGUGCGAGGACGGCGACCUGGACCGCCUCAAGGCCGUGGUAGAUGGCAUGGACGACGAUGACAGGGAGUCGCUUGCCUACGUGAGGUUCAGGGGCGUUGGGGCAUUGCAUUCCGCAGCAUCCAAGGGUGAUAUGGGGAUCUGCAAGUACUUGGUGGAGGAGCUUGGAUUUGAUGUCGACUCCGAGGCUGCUAAUCCCGGCUCUGGUGCGACGCCUUUGUCUUUUGCGGUGGGGCAUGGGGAAGUGAAUGCCACAAGGUAUUUUCUUGAAAAAGGUGCUGAUCCCAACAUAAAAGAUUCCUCCAACGGCACGACGCCUCUGCAUGAAGCAGUAGCAACAGGCUGUGAUGAAAUUGCACGACUGCUGCUAUCGAAAGGAGCUAAUGUUGAUGCACCUUCUCCUCAUGGGACACCUCUAGUUGCCGCUGCAGCUCAUGGGAAGUUCAGUGCUAUGAAGAUUUUGCUGGAGCACCAUGCAGAUCCGAAUAAAGUCUCAUGGGACCUUGGUACACCCCUGACCACAUCACUCUAUGUUACUCCUGAAAGAAUGAAUGGAUCCACUUGCUUAGAGUGCAUGAAACUUCUUGUCAAGGCUGGUGCGGAUGUCAAUUGUACAACUCCUGAAACUCCAUUGGCGAUAGCAACUAACAAUGGCUUAACCACAUGCGUUAAAUACUUGUUGGAGGUUGGCGCAAAUAUCAAUGUUCCAUCUAAGCAGGUUAAGAAAGGUGACAGUGAUAGCAAAGCUUCACUGAAAUCAAGUGUUGCAAAAGCUGCUGAAGGGAAGAACUAUGUUGCUGCAUCAAAAUUCUAUUCUGAGGACAAGUCAAGUGACAAAGAUAGGAAGGCUUGGCUGAAAUCACAAGGUGCAAAAGCAGUUGAGUGCAAGGACUAUGCUGCGGCAUCAAAAUUCUAUACGGAGGGGGGCGGUUGAGGCAAUGAGGAAGGAACAGUCUGAGGCGAGUCUCCGCCCACUGGAUUAGUUCUUCAGGAGUGCGUCCAUGGACAUGCAUGAGCCGCUGCCGCUGCAGGCACAGGGUUGGGCCCCGCACUUUCCCUGCCCGUGUUUCAAGCGUCCAUGAUUGAGCCUGCCGCUCCGGAUCCGCAGCCCCAGUUUGCCGCUGACCACCCACCAGGGAGUUGAAUGCUGGUGGCCGGUGCUACUCCAGAGCCCAGAGCACGGGCCGAGCGACCUGCAAACCACCAAGAGAUGCAAUUAUGUUGACAAAGGAAUUUUGAAUGUGCUAAUAAUUUACUUAAGGCUUGGCUAGGUCUUGGUGGUAGACAUGUUUGGUUAAUUGCCACUCCUAUGAUGUACCGGAUGUUAUGGACGUUUAAA
Molecule: messenger RNA, 1637 nt
Organism: Aegilops tauschii subsp. strangulata
Lineage: Eukaryota; Viridiplantae; Streptophyta; Magnoliopsida; Poales; Poaceae
Source: RefSeq, a predicted model, not a curated record